AUGAUGUCGUUGGUGGACGUUUGGAACAGAAACGAAGAAUCUCCAACGAAGAGUGAUUGUAAGAAGCAAACCCACUACACCGGACCGCACCAUAUGCAGCUAGACACGAUGCAGGACAUCAUAUGUGAGGACGACACAGUGAGAUAUGUGCGCUUGAAAAGUGAAGAAAACGGUAGUGCAGGAAACAACAACAAUAACAGCAUCAGCAACAAUAAUAACAACGGUGUCAACAGUUCGUCGUCCAGUAGCAGCAACGGCAACAAUCUACCGAUGGAUAAGGACGAAAAGCGUAUGCGUCGCGAAAUCGCGAACAGCAACGAACGACGUCGGAUGCAGAGCAUCAAUGCGGGAUUUCAGAGCCUGCGACAAAUGCUGCCACACCACGAGGGCGAAAAGUUAAGCAAGGCCGCGAUUUUGCAACAGACCGCCGAAUACAUCUAUUCAUUAGAACAAGAAAAGACUCGUUUACUAUCGCAAAACUGUCAGUUAAAACGGACAAUUGAUCAACAAGACCACAAUGGAACUCCAGAUCCAUCGCAGACUGCGACACAAACUGUAGCGAGCAAUGCGACAAAUGGCAGUGCUGUGGUGGUCUGCCAACAGCAACAGCUGGUGUCAAACGUUGGAACUGGUGGAAGCGGUCAACCAGGAGCUACGGUAGUGGCAACCGUUGCCAAAAAGCGUAAAAUCGACACCAUCGUUACCGCGCAGCCGGUAUCAGAUUCAUCGGACGAGGGAUUAGGGUCAAUGUCGCCGGAACCGGUGUCGUUACGCGCUGUGAGUGUUACCUCGAACGGAAGUAACUUAUCUAACGCGCACUCAGGCUCGACAAUGAUCUCAAGCCCAUCCACUACCCACGGGAGACAAUGUACGACGGUGAACUUUUCCGCAAAAGACUACUUGGAAUUGAAACAUCAGCUUGAAGUAGAACGACGGCAGAAACUAUUGAUUGAGGACCGAUUGAAAGCACUCGAACGCCAACUCUAUCCCACCAGGAUACAGUAUCAGGAAUCUUCGGAGCUGGUUGUACCCGACAUCAGCAACGAACCAUCAUCAGUAUCAUCACUUGCUCCGGAAGAUGUUGCGGUUUCGAUAAUUCAUAAACCGGUCAGUAGUGGUGGAACCACCGUAGCUGGCAAACUAUCGCGUAUUCCUGGUGAACUGGAAGGCGGUAUGCAAGUGAUCUCCCUAGAUGCUAACAGCCUGGGAAAGAAUCAACAUGUAGUCGUAUGUUCUGGUGAAUUGAUAGAAGAAGCACUUUCUAUGCAGACGGUCCCGGCAGCACCGAAACAGCUGGUUAUACCGAUGAAGGAGGAAAAGUUGUAUAUCAAACGGUCCCGAUCUCGAUCGCCAGCAGUAGGAGAAGCGACCGUGGUAACGUUGCCCCCUAAGAAAAAUCGUUACCCUUCCAUCUUAGAGGCAGCUAUCAAAGCUGAACCGAAGGUGGAAGUAGAACGUAUCGAUUCACCUUCUUCGAUUGUGGUUACUGAUGAUCAGAUGAUAGUGUCAACAACGGGUUCGCACCUGGUCGGAACAGGUGCCAGUUUAGCCACUGUCCAGCAGCCUCGACUCAAUUGUAACUACCGCCACAACCUCGAAACUAUAGUUGAAGCAAUCCGUCAUCUCGAAGGUGAUGCAUUUGAUGCAGUUGUACCAACGCAACAACAGCAACAUCAACAGCAACAACAACAGCAGCAACAACAGCAGCAGCAACAGUCAUUACAUCAACCAGUACAACAACCUCAACCCACUCAACCUCCAACAGUAACAUCCCAAUCGACUAUACAACAGAGACCUAUGCAGGAAGUUCCACUGGCGUUGACAACAGCGAGUAAACAACAGACUCCGUUAAUACAGACGAAAACUGAUCGUGAUCACCGUCAAAGUCAGCUAGAACCGUACCUGAAGUUUCGAUCAGCGCCAAAUCCAACCGCAAGUGCUGUACUUCCGUCGGCUAGUGCGUCCAAUUUAGUCGCCGCUGCUGCCCCUAGCGUCGUGACAGUAACGCCCCAGACGGGUUCGAUCAUUUCCGUAUCAAUUGCACCAACCGGAAGCGCCACGUUGCCGGCCGGUUCCAACUGUCAUUCACCUGCCGCCGCAUCUUCGACGACAACAACUACGAUCGUGGCCAAUAGUUCCGUCGUGUCAGCGAAUAUACCGCAGCAGCAGCAUCCGAACACGCUCACAACGGCCGCACAACUUUUGCAACAGCAGCAGCAGUGCAGGCCUGGUGUAAUAGUGGUGAAGCAAAAUUCAUGA
This is a messenger RNA of Anopheles marshallii, 2259 nucleotides long. It is a transcript of the gene crp, whose product is annotated as transcription factor SPT20 homolog. The coding region runs from base 1 to 2259 and encodes 752 amino acids. Gene Ontology annotation, molecular function: DNA-binding transcription factor activity, RNA polymerase II-specific; RNA polymerase II cis-regulatory region sequence-specific DNA binding; protein dimerization activity. Lineage: Eukaryota; Metazoa; Arthropoda; Insecta; Diptera; Culicidae. The transcript has 3 exons. Gene Ontology annotation, biological process: regulation of transcription by RNA polymerase II. The record is from RefSeq and is a predicted model, not a curated record. Gene Ontology annotation, cellular component: nucleus.